This is a messenger RNA of Elephantulus edwardii (Cape elephant shrew), 1134 nucleotides long. RefSeq names its product phosphatidylinositol glycan anchor biosynthesis, class K (gene PIGK). Gene Ontology annotation, cellular component: GPI-anchor transamidase complex. Gene Ontology annotation, molecular function: GPI-anchor transamidase activity. The transcript has 10 exons. NCBI's taxonomy places the organism in Eukaryota, Metazoa, Chordata, Mammalia, Macroscelidea, Macroscelididae. The record is from RefSeq and is a predicted model, not a curated record. Gene Ontology annotation, biological process: protein localization to cell surface; attachment of GPI anchor to protein; proteolysis. Bases 1 to 1134 code for a protein of 377 amino acids.
AUGGCAGCCACCUGCUGCUUUCACCGUGUUAUCGGUUCUCUUGCAGGGCUGUUGCUGUUGGCCUUUGGCAGUUUGGCCUCUAGUCAAGUCGAGGUGUGCACAUCCAGAUUCUGGUUUAAUUAUCGACAUGUUGCAAAUACACUUUCUGUUUACAGAAGUGUCAAGAGGCUAGGUAUUCCUGACAGUCACAUUGUCCUCAUGCUUGCAGAUGAUAUGGCAUGUAACCCUAGAAAUCCCAAGCCAGCCACAGUGUAUAGUCACAAGAACAUGGAAUUAAAUGUAUAUGGAGAUGAUGUAGAAGUGGAUUAUAGAAGCUAUGAGGUAACUGUAGAAAAUUUUUUGCGAGUAUUAACUGGGAGAAUCCCACCUAGUACUCCUCGGUCAAAACGUCUUCUCUCUGAUGAUAGAAGCAAUAUUCUUAUUUAUAUGACAGGACAUGGUGGAAAUGGUUUCUUGAAAUUUCAAGAUUCUGAAGAAAUUACUAACAUAGAACUUGCAGAUGCUUUUGAACAAAUGUGGCAGAAAAGACGCUACAACGAGCUACUGUUUAUUAUUGAUACUUGUCAAGGAGCAUCCAUGUAUGAGCGUUUUUAUUCUCCCAACAUCAUGGCUUUAGCUAGUAGCCAAGUGGGAGAAGAUUCACUCUCGCACCAGCCUGAUCCUGCAAUUGGAGUUCAUCUUAUGGAUAGAUACACAUUUUAUGUGUUAGAGUUUUUGGAAGAAAUUAAUCCAGCCAGCCAAACUAAUAUGAAUGACCUUUUUCAGGUAUGUCCCAAAAGUCUUUGUGUGUCUACUCCUGGACAUCGCACUGACCUUUUUCAGAGAGAUCCUAAAAACGUCCUGAUAACUGAUUUCUUUGGAAGUGUACGGAAAGUGGAAAUUACAACAGAGACUAUUAGUUUGCAGCGUGAUUCAGAAAUCAUGGAAAAGAGAUACAAGGAAUACCACAUGGAUGGAGAACUAACGGAACCUCUGAAAUAUGCUGAACAACUUCCUGUAGCUCAGAUAAUACACCAGAAACCGAAGCUGAAAGAAUGGCAUCCUCCUGGAGGUUUUAUUUUGGGAUUGUGGGCACUCAUUAUCAUGGUUUUCUUCAAAACAUACGGAAUCAAGCAUAUGAAGUUCAUUUUCUAG